ACCUCCAGCCACAAGACAUGUCCUGCUACAACCAGUGCCUGCCCUGCCAGCCCUGCGGCCCGACCCCGCUGGCCAACAGCUGCAAUGAGCCCUGUGUCAGGCAGUGCCAGGACUCCACCGUCGUCAUCCAGCCCUCCCCCGUGGUGGUGACCCUGCCCGGACCCAUCCUCAGCUCCUUCCCACAGAGCACCGCCGUGGGAUCCUCCACCUCCGCUGCCGUUGGCAGCAUCCUCAGCUCUGAGGGAGUGCCCAUCUCCUCCGGGGGCUUUGGCCUCUCUGGCUUUGGGAGCCGCUACUGCGGCAGGAGGUGCCUCCCCCGCUAAAGCUGCUGACCAUGGCCCUGGGGAAGGUCCUCAGGAACAAACAAGAUGGU
Molecule: messenger RNA, 373 nt
Organism: Charadrius vociferus (killdeer)
Lineage: Eukaryota; Metazoa; Chordata; Aves; Charadriiformes; Charadriidae
Product: feather keratin 1-like
Exons: 1
Coding region: 18-323 (101 amino acids)
Cellular component (GO): intermediate filament
Molecular function (GO): structural constituent of cytoskeleton
Source: RefSeq, a predicted model, not a curated record